Molecule: messenger RNA, 201 nt
Organism: Plasmodium vivax (malaria parasite P. vivax)
Lineage: Eukaryota; Apicomplexa; Aconoidasida; Haemosporida; Plasmodiidae
Product: cytochrome c oxidase copper chaperone, putative
Exons: 1
Coding region: 1-201 (66 amino acids)
Cellular component (GO): mitochondrial intermembrane space
Molecular function (GO): copper chaperone activity; copper ion binding
Source: RefSeq, a predicted model, not a curated record
AUGGGCUUCUUUAACUGGCCGUCCAAAAACACCAGCGAAGAGGCCAAGGGAGGGGCGGCGAAGAAGAAAAUCUGCUGCGUCUGCUUGGAAACCAAGAAACUGCGAGACGAGUGCAUCGUCAAACUCGGAGAGGAGCAGUGCAGGAAGUACAUUGAGGACCACAACCAGUGCUUGCGGGAUGAGGGCUUCGACGUGAAGUGA